Lepus europaeus (European hare) is the source of this 4652-nucleotide messenger RNA. It is a transcript of the gene STRIP2, whose product is annotated as striatin interacting protein 2. The transcript is spliced from 21 exons. Gene Ontology annotation, cellular component: cytosol. The record is from RefSeq and is a predicted model, not a curated record. Gene Ontology annotation, biological process: cytoskeleton organization. NCBI's taxonomy places the organism in Eukaryota, Metazoa, Chordata, Mammalia, Lagomorpha, Leporidae. Bases 4 to 2490 code for a protein of 828 amino acids.
CGCAUGGAGGACCCCGCGGCCCCCGGGACCCCCGCCCCGCCAGCUAACGGCAACUGCAACGGUGGCGGCAAAGGGAAGCAGGCAGCGGCCAAGGGCCGGGAGGCGUUCCGAAGCCAGCGGCGGGAGUCGGAGGGCUCUGUGGACUGCCCCACUCUGGAGUUUGAGUACGGCGAUACAGAUGGACAUGCAGCGGAACUGGCAGAAUUGUAUAGCUACACUGAGAACAUGGAAUUCACCACGAACAGGAGGUGCUUCGAAGAAGAUUUCAGGACUCAAGUGCAAAACAAGGAAUGGCUGGAGUUGGAAGAAGAUGCCCAAAAGGCUUAUGUGAUGGGACUCCUGGACCGGCUGGAGGUGGUCAGUAGGGAGCGGCGACUGAAGGUGGCCCGAGCUGUCCUCUACCUGGCUCAGGGCACUUUUGGGGAAUGUGAUUCAGAGGUGGAUGUGCUACACUGGUCCAGGUACAACUGCUUCCUGCUCUAUCAGAUGGGGACCUUCUCGACCUUCCUGGAGCUACUGCACGUGGAAAUCGACAACAGCCAGGCCUGUAGCAGUGCCCUUCGAAAACCAGCCGUCUCCAUAGCAGACAGCACAGAGCUCCGGGUGCUGCUGAGUGUCAUGUACCUAAUGGUGGAAAAUAUCCGCGUGGAACGAGAGACAGACUCCUACGGGUGGAGGACAGCUCGGGAGGCCUUCCGCACUGAGCUGAGCUUCUCUGUGCAUAAUGAGGAGCCUUUUGCCCUUCUGCUCUUCUCCAUGGUUACCAAGUUCUGCAGCGGCCUGGCCCCCCACUUCCCCAUAAAGAAGGUCCUGCUUCUGCUUUGGAAGGUGGUCAUGUUCACCCUUGGUGGAUUUGAGCAUCUUCAGGCCCUCAAAGUGCAGAAGCGGGCAGAACUGGGCUUGCCUCCGAUGGCUGAGGACAGCAUCCAGGUGGUGAAGAGCAUGCGCGCCGCCUCCCCGCCCUCUUACACGCUCGACCUGGGGGAGUCGCAGCUGGCGCCACCACCCUCCAAGCUGCGAGGCCGCCGUGGCUCUCGAAGGCAACUCCUCACGAAGCAGGACAGCCUGGACAUCUACAAUGAAAGGGAUCUCUUCAAGAACGAGGAACCAGCCACAGAGGAGGAAGAGGAGCCUGCUGGCGAUGGAGAGUUAGACUUGCUGGAACAGGACCCUCUGGUACCACCGCCACCCUCACAAGCGCCCCUCUCUGCUGAACGGGUGGCCUUUCCCAAGGGCCUUCCCUGGGCCCCAAAGGUCAGACAGAAGGACAUCGAGCACUUCUUGGAGAUGAGCAGGAACAAGUUCAUCGGAUUCACCCUGGGGCAGGACACGGAUACCUUGGUUGGAUUACCCAGACCCAUCCAUGAGAGUGUGAAGACCCUUAAACAGCACAAGUAUAUCUCCAUCGCAGACGUGCAGAUCAAGAACGAAGAGGAGCUGGAGAAAUGCCCCAUGUCUUUGGGGGAAGAGGUGGUUCCAGAGACGCCGUGUGAAAUCCUCUACCAGGGCAUGCUGUACAGCCUCCCCCAGUACAUGAUCGCUCUGCUUAAGAUUCUGCUGGCCGCAGCCCCCACCUCCAAGGCUAAGACAGACUCUAUCAAUAUCCUGGCAGACGUCCUGCCCGAGGAGAUGCCCAUCACUGUUGUACAGAGCAUGAAGCUGGGCAUUGAUGUGAACAGACACAAAGAGAUCAUUGUCAAGAGUAUCUCUGCCCUGCUCCUCCUACUUCUCAAACACUUCAAGCUCAACCACAUCUACCAGUUUGAAUAUGUAUCACAACAUUUGGUAUUUGCCAACUGCAUCCCGUUGAUCCUGAAGUUCUUCAAUCAAAAUAUCUUGUCCUAUAUCACUGCCAAAAACAGCAUCUCCGUCCUGGAUUACCCUUGCUGCACCAUCCAGGAUUUGCCGGAGCUUACUACUGAGAGCCUGGAGGCUGGAGACAACAACCAGUUCUGCUGGAGGAACCUCUUCUCCUGCAUCAACCUCCUGAGGCUCCUCAAUAAGCUGACCAAAUGGAAACAUUCCAGGACCAUGAUGCUGGUGGUGUUCAAAUCGGCCCCGAUCUUAAAGCGGGCCCUCAAAGUGAAGCAGGCCAUGCUGCAGCUGUACGUCCUGAAGCUGCUGAAGAUCCAGACCAAGUACCUGGGGCGCCAGUGGAGAAAGAGCAACAUGAAGACCAUGUCGGCCAUCUACCAGAAAGUGCGCCACCGCUUGAAUGACGACUGGGCCUACGGGAACGACAUCGACGCGAGGCCAUGGGACUUCCAAGCAGAAGAGUGCACCCUGCGGGCCAACAUCGAGGCUUUUAACAGCCGCCGGUAUGACAGACCCCAGGACUCUGAAUUUUCACCUGUGGAUAAUUGUUUGCAGAGCGUGCUAGGGCAGAGGCUGGAUCUGCCUGAAGAUUUCCACUAUUCCUACGAGCUCUGGCUGGAGAGAGAGGUGUUUUCACAGCCCAUCUGUUGGGAGGAGCUACUCCAGAAUCACUGAGCCCUUGUCAACAAAGCAUCUACUAGAUGGAGGUUGGCUCCAAUAAAUGGUGCUCUGUCUACCCUGCCCACUCAGCCUCUGUUUCCAGCUCCAGGACUGCUUGUUCUGGGAGACCUGGCCCAGCCCAGGGACAUGAAGUGUAGUUCAGGGCUAGUAUGGGAACUUGGAGACCUAGAGAUGGUGUGAGGCUGCUGUCUGACUUGCCCAAGGGUUCGGUUGGCUGCCCAGUUGACUUUGGAAAUCUCUGGGUGGAUCAAUCCUUGCCGGUUCUUUGGUGGGACCUCUGCCCACCUGAGUCUUAGCUAGACCCAGGGCUAGCCUCUGCUGGCUCCCAGAAGGAGACGUUGGUGAAGACGUCGGGCCCAUGGCAUUCAUCACAGGGAGGGAGCAGGUGCAGGUCACACAAUAGGCACACGUUUUCCUGCUCACCCUGGAUUCCUAGGACUCGUCAGAAGUGCGGUAAAACCAACUUUGAGGUGAAGUGUAUUUUACAUUUUAAAAUCUGAGACACUUCUUUCUAAAAUCGUUAGCUCUAAGAUGACUUUGGAGCACCUGCACCUUCUUUGUGGAGGAUGAUGACUUUCAGUUCCCUAAAUGCCGCAUGUUACACAAAAGUGUAUGUAGAGGGUUUUUUCCCUUUAUUUCCAAAGAGAUCUGUGUUCAAUAUGAAAAUUACUCCCUUGCGUACCUUGUAUAGGGCAUGAAGUACACUGCCAUUUUUAAAGGGCCACAAUCAGCACGAAACAAUCAGCCCCUCUCUAAGGAUGCUUCUUGUUUUUCUCAAACUACUUCAGUCUUAAAAUGGCCGCACACACUGCAGAAAAUUAUCCUUUUCAUCCAAGUCAUUUUUUUUAAUGACAAGCUGACUACAGGGGGUUUUAUUUAUUGAGCUGUCGUGUCCAUUUGUGCCCAUGAUUGAUUUAUUUUUAAUUGAAAAGAACAGCAAGAGCAUCACAGCUGGCCAUUUUUCUUCUCCUCCAAUGUUGAUUAGUGUUUUUUUUCCCCCUUUUUACUGCUAGCAGUUUCAACGUGUCAUGUGGAGAUGUAGCAAUCCUGCUCCUACCUACACGUAUUGUACUUUUCACUGCAGAUGGAAGGGUUGAUGCAUCAGCCUCUCUGUACUUCUCUCUUCCACAGCGGAGUCACAUCCUCCCCCCCCAGCGAAACAGGCUCGUAGGAAAGUCCCUGACUCAGCCAGGAUAUCUUACUGCUCUGUGUCCCCACCAUUGUCAUCUAGAUCUUCACGCUCCUUUAACGCCACCCCAAGGGCAGACACCGCUGAUCUCUUUAUGACGGCACCGGGAGCACACUCUGGAGGUCUAGUCCAAGCUGGCUUAUUCACCCUUCCCUUUGUCAGCCACAGUCUCGUUAGGAAGCCAUGGUAGGACUCUGGCGAUAUCUGCAGGAGCUGUAUCAACAUAUCACAAUUAAACUGGGUUUUACCUCUUUGUGUUUGCAGAUAGCAGGGUUUCCGUUUUUAUAGAAAAGUCCUGAGGAAUGUAAGCAUGCAAUGGAUGAACUUCUUAAAAGAAACUGUAAAUUCUCCGUAGGCAGGAUGAAGUCUCCCCUGUAAUCAAAAUAAUUUACUGAGCAUAGCUUCUGUGGAUUUUAUUCACCCAGGACCAGCCCAAUAUGAUUUUAAUAUAACUCGCAUGGAAAGACAAGUUGUCAAGGAGAGAGCAACCUGUAGUUCAUUCACUUUGUGUCAGGGAUACGUUGCCCUUUUAAAAGCAUGCACAAGUAUGUCCUCGGAGGCACAGAGGCAUGCUAAGGUCUCACAUGUCACCCACCGUUCGUUACUUACAACUCCUGCGUGAGGGAAGGUUAAUUCUCAGUGCAUGUAUAGCCACUAAAGCACCAAGGACGAAUGAUUAGCUUCAAAUCACAGCGAGUUUCCCCAGGCUCGCUGGGCCUGGCUCUCGGGACCUGCUGCCCAGCCCUGUAUGCUAAGGUAGCCAAGCUGAAUCUCCAGUCUGGGAGCCCAUCUGUGUGGUCAGGGAUAAAUUCAUGUCAACUGACUUCCAAUGGUGAUUGCUGUUCCUAUGUAGAACACAUGAGUGAUUUGUAAAGAGAAGAUUUUUACUUGUGAAUAUUUCAGCAAAAGUUUAUGUUGAUUGAUAACACUGUUAUCUACUGAAGCACUUUAAUAAAAAGAAAAAUAA